Alosa alosa (allis shad) is the source of this 1081-nucleotide messenger RNA. RefSeq names its product TSEN15 tRNA splicing endonuclease subunit (gene tsen15). The transcript has 4 exons. Bases 87 to 554 code for a protein of 155 amino acids. Gene Ontology annotation, molecular function: nucleic acid binding. Gene Ontology annotation, biological process: tRNA splicing, via endonucleolytic cleavage and ligation. Lineage: Eukaryota; Metazoa; Chordata; Actinopteri; Clupeiformes; Clupeidae. The record is from RefSeq and is a predicted model, not a curated record.
AUGCUGCGCCUGCGCAGAGUGCUGCAUGCGAGAUCGGCUGAAAUGUGGCUAGACUCUCUCAGCAGCAGCAGCAUCGAUACAAUAGUAUGGCUGAUGAGACAGUUAAAGAGUUGGAUGAAAGACCGGUCUAUCGAGACCCUCCUAAUUGGAUUUUGCAGCACCCUAAGUAUCUCGACUUCAUACGACUAGACGUGGGGGAUAGUGCUCAGGUACACGCUGCAUUCCUUGUCUACAUGGAUCUCACAGAAGUACGUCACUGGAAGUGUGUGUCCAGCUUUACCUGUCCUAAACUGGAAGCAGUCCUUCUACAAGGCUAUGAGAAAGAAGGGGAUGUAGCACAAGCUGUGCUUCCGCUGCCUGCUCACAGAAAACUUAGUCACAGAGAGGUGCGGUGGGUUUUGAGCAGAGGUGCUACCAUGCUGCUAUGUGCAGUAGCAUCAGACUCCACACUAGUGUACCAGAGGCUUAGCAAUGGCCUUGUGACCCCUGACCCCCCAGUUGACAUCCAAGAUCAGGGACGUCGACAGCACCGCAAGCGUAGGAUACCUCCCUGAGUCUCAACAGAAGUCAUGAACUAAUUAAUAUGAGCUUUCUUCAGUUGCUCCAGAGACAUUGGAAUUAAAGAGGGUUGUUUCCCGGAGGGCCUGGUAUGGACAUAUAAACAUAAUGCGGUUGGGAGAACUGCAUCCAGUGAGUUGGAAUAUUAACCAGUGGCAGGAGUAUCACGGGUGCGUCAUUGUUCUCUUCCUACAUUUCAAAAUUAAAAUUUGCCAUUCAAUUCUUUUCUAAACUCCUGGGAAAGUUUUGUUUUUCCUCUACGUUUCAGUUGUUAGGAAGUCUAUUUUGUCACUUUUGGAAGCUAAAGGCUAAUUGGUGUAACCCACUUCCAGUGAGUUAUGCUGAGCUAGCCUAUCGGGUUAUUGCACACACAGAAAGAGAAGGGUAUGUAUACUCUUAUCUAACUCAUGAGCUAGGUUUCCCAGAAAGGUGACUCAUAUGACAAAAGAAAAGGCAUAAGUUGUUUUUUUGUGUUCAUGUACAAUUGAACAGAUAAUAUCCAUUAAACACAGGACGGAAAAGA